Odontomachus brunneus is the source of this 1049-nucleotide messenger RNA. RefSeq lists its product as uncharacterized. NCBI's taxonomy places the organism in Eukaryota, Metazoa, Arthropoda, Insecta, Hymenoptera, Formicidae. The coding region runs from base 273 to 752 and encodes 159 amino acids. The record is from RefSeq and is a predicted model, not a curated record. The transcript is spliced from 4 exons.
GUUGUAUAAUAUAUGUGAAUAGAAAAGUUAUUGUUGGAGGGUAAGCUAAAGUAUAUAUUUACCAUUUUUUUUUACCGUACAAUUGUAAGUAAUAUUGAUGUAUAUUGUAAACAUAAAGUAACAAUUGCAGGAAUAUUGAGGACCACCUUGAACGUGUAGAAACAGAACUCAAAAAGAUGAAUGCAUUGCUAUAAAAAAUUGUGAAAAGUGUGCAGAAUUCAAAUACUUUAACGUAUAAACCGAAAUAUUUUCCAAUAACAUCCAAGGAAAAUAUGGAUGCUUUUGAAGAAAUAGAUGACGACGAGUGUCAAUAUACCAAUGUGGUAGGGCAAGAAUUUUUUCGUCACAUCUGUUUAGUAUUACUUAAAGUUCAAUAUUUCUUCAACAUUGAUGGCUUUAAUGUCAAGGAAACUGUAAACUUAUAUCUUAAAGAAAGCAUGUUAGAUAAUCUCGCACUUUCUUUCACCUGGUUAGAUAAUCUCGCACUUUCUUUCACUAAUCCUCGCAAGGGAGGAUUACCUUUAUAUAAGAUACGGCUCGUAAAGUUAAUUUAUGAUGCAGUGUGUAAAAAUAAAUAUUUUCCAAAACCGACUCGAUCAGAGUUCCAGCGGCACAUGAUCGAAGCUCUUCGAGCUGCGAAAGAAAGAGUUCGUUUCCGGAACAAACCUCGUGGCGAACGUGUUUUAGUCGCGCGAGAAAAUGAUCGUGAUUUUUGGAAUGCUGACGACACACAGUCUACGGACGAAGAUUAAAUAUGUAAUGCCAUUUCGGAACGCAGAGCAAGAGUGUUAACGGCACUUUAUUACAGAAUUCGCUCCGUUAUUUCUCUUACAAUCUUCUACAAUCUCACGCAUGUCUUAACGCGAAUUUUCCGAUUGACUAGGAAAAAAGAAUAUAUCGGGCUUGAUUAAUGAAAAACCUUUUUUUUUUUAUAAAUGAAAACAUGCUGAGACUAGUUUGGCAACGAGGGAGCCGAUUGCCAAAAUAUAUGGGCAAAAUAUUAAUAUUUACAGACAUUUACAGUAAAGAAAUUACCAAAUAAUAUUAUA